Monopterus albus (swamp eel) is the source of this 373-nucleotide messenger RNA. Its product is annotated as cystine/glutamate transporter-like. The record is from RefSeq and is a predicted model, not a curated record. Gene Ontology annotation, molecular function: L-amino acid transmembrane transporter activity. The coding region runs from base 6 to 317 and encodes 103 amino acids. The transcript is spliced from 3 exons. Gene Ontology annotation, biological process: amino acid transmembrane transport. NCBI's taxonomy places the organism in Eukaryota, Metazoa, Chordata, Actinopteri, Synbranchiformes, Synbranchidae.
UUUUCAUGGCCUUGGCAACCUUGGGGAUGCUCAUCCAUCGGUACCGCUUCCCCCUCCACCCAAGACCUUUCAAAGUGCCUGUGGCCAUCACAUUCAUCUUUACAGUGGUUUGCUUCUUCAUUGUGGGUAUGUCUCUGUAUUCAGACCCCUGGAACACAGGGAUAAGCUGUGCUCUCACACUGACUGGAGUCCCAGUUUAUUAUUUGACUGUCCACCACUUCCACCUGCCCCACAGAUGGCGACACAUCUUCAACUACUGCAGCUUACAGCUCCAGAUCCUUCUAGAAGUGGUUCAACAGGAAGUCCAGACAUACUGAAGACCUGCUAAAAUUUGACUCAAUUAUUUCAAGAUAAAUUGCUAAUAUUAUGCAAU